Molecule: messenger RNA, 2658 nt
Organism: Magnolia sinica
Lineage: Eukaryota; Viridiplantae; Streptophyta; Magnoliopsida; Magnoliales; Magnoliaceae
Product: DNA-(apurinic or apyrimidinic site) endonuclease 2
Exons: 10
Coding region: 210-2120 (636 amino acids)
Biological process (GO): base-excision repair
Cellular component (GO): nucleus
Molecular function (GO): endonuclease activity; phosphoric diester hydrolase activity; zinc ion binding
Source: RefSeq, a predicted model, not a curated record
GGCCCCUUAGGGCAUCGUCGAUUAACGUUGGGACACGACGGACGAAUGGAGCAGAUAGUCGGACCAAGUUACGCACCUUUAAGAACAAAAGGCUCGUCUAUACUGAGCAAAUCCUCGCGUCGAGGAUCUUAUAAUUCUUCUCCGCUCUCAAUCCACCCAAAAGAAGGCAAUUCCUUGUCUCCCUUGGAUAUUCAUGAAAUUUCAAAAGGAUGGGGAUGAAGAUUGUCACAUACAAUGUGAACGGCCUCAAGCAAAGAAUUGCUCAAUACGGCUCUCUAUUAAAGUUCCUGAAUUCCCUCCAAGCAGACAUCAUUUGCAUUCAGGAGACAAAGGUAUCGAGGCAUGAUUUAUCAGCAGAUUUGUUUAUGGCUGAGGGAUAUGAAGCAUUCUUUUCUUGCACUCGCACUUUUGGGCAAGGACGUGUUGCUUAUUCUGGUGUAGCAACAUUUUGCCGGGUAAAAUCAGCAUUUUCUAGCGAUGAAGUGGCUUUGCCACUUGCAGCAGAAGAAGGCUUCACAGGUCUCCUAAAACAUUCUAAAAGUGGGGAUGACAGGAUGGGAGAUUGCCCACUUAAAAUGCCAAUUGAAGUGGAGGGCCUAGAGGAGAUAACGAAAGAGGACCUUCUUAAAAUGGACAGUGAGGGGCGUUGUAUCAUCACAGAUCAUGGCCAUUUUGUUCUUUUCAAUCUAUAUGGACCACGAGCAGACUGCGAUGAUAAGGGAAGGAUUGAUUUUAAGUUCAAUUUUUUCAAGACAUUACAGAAAAGAUGGGAGAGUCUCUUAAGUCAAGGAAGGAGGGUUUUUGUUGUUGGUGAUCUCAAUAUUGCCCCUGCUGCUAUCGAUCGGUGGAAUGCUGGGCCAGAAUUUGAGGAGAACAUGUUCCGGAAGUGGAUGAGAUCUUUACUAAGAGAAUGCGGUGGCCCUUUUUCUGACGUUUUCAGGACAAAGCAUCCCCAUCGAAAAGAUUCAUACACAUGCUGGUCAAUGGAUGAUGGUGCUGAAGAAUUCAAUUGUGGGUCAAGGAUUGAUCAUAUUCUCAUUGCUGGACCUUGCUUGCAUCAAAAUCAUGACAUAGAAGUCCACAACUUGUUAGAUUGCCAUGUGGAAGAAUGUGAUAUACUAACUCAGUUUAAAAGGUGGAAGCCUGACAGUAUGCCCAGGUGGAAAGGAGGGAGAAGCAUAAGAUUGGAAGGUUCAGAUCAUGCGCCUGUUUAUGUUUGUUUAGGUGAAAUGCCCAGUCUUCCAGUCCAUAGCACCCCACCUCUAGCUGCCAGAUAUGUUCCUGAGGUCCGUGGAUGGCAACAGACCAUUGUGUCAUUGCUUGCGAAACAAAGAGAAGUUUCUGUUGUCAUGGAGGAUGGAGUGCUGUGCUCAACUUCUGAAGUCACAAUAGAGAAUUGCAGUGAGAAUGUGAAAGAAUCAUUCUAUCCUAUUUAUAAAAAAAUUCCAACUUCUGACCAGGAAACUCAAGGUCCUGCUCCAAGUACAAACAAAUAUUUGGACAGUGUUGAUGAUGAGAAUGUCAAGGAGAAUUCUAUGAUCAUUUUGAGAAAUGAGAGAAUCAAAUCUAUAUCUCAUAGUUGCAUGAAAAAAAGGAAAAAAGCAAGAAACGAGAAUUGCUCUCAACGCACAUUGACAUCAUUUUUUCAAAAGAAGCCUAGCUCAAGUGUGGAUGUUGGUAACGCAAAAAAUGAUAUUUUGCAUGAUCAAGUGGAUAUCUCAAAAGUAAACCCUUAUUCUUUUCAUGUGCCCAAUGAGACAUGUUCCCCUAAUGAAGAUCCUAUAGAUGGUGGGGAAGGAAAUUGUUCCCAAAAUGAUGAAUUCAGCAUAAAUCCAAUCAGUCAAGGUCAAACUGACACCAAUUCAUGUUGUUCUUUGGAAAAUGAAAAUGGUAGUGCUGCAUUGGAGUGGCAAAGGAUUCAACAGUUAAUGCAGAGAAGUAUACCGCUCUGCAACGGCCAUGGUGAACCUUGCGUUGUACGGUCAGUGAAGAAAGCAGGUCCCAAUUUAGGCCGUGGAUUUUAUGUCUGUGCUCGUGCAAAGGGUCCCACAUCGAAUCCAGAAGCGAGUUGUAAUCACUUUCAAUGGGCUUCCUCAAAAUUUAGUAGGAAAAAGAGAUGAUUGGCACUUUCUUAACCUGGUCAUGCUCUUCAGUCUUUUUCUGAUGAUUUUGUUGUUUAUAUUAAGCUCCUGUAAUAUGCCUCAAAAGUGUUUUUUGUUUUGUUUUUUGUUUAUCAAUUUGAUUGAAUAGAUCCCGACUUAUUGCAAUAUGAAAAGUUGGGACUUUUUAGCCUUUGAAUUUGGGUCAUCUUCUAAUGAUCCAAACCAUUUGUACGACGGGUCUCACUUUGUAUGGUGGAAAGUCAACAAGUAAAAGUUCUUAAUUGGAUUAUUUCAACCCUUUGAUAAUUUGGCUCUUUUGCUUCGAACAUGAAUGAUCACCAUACUUGAAUAAUCGAAGGGUUGAAAUAUUCAAUCUGAGAGUUUUUUCGAGCAACCCUCAUCCAAGGGGAGUCCCAUCAAAUAAAUGGUUUGGGUCACUGAAAAAAUUAAAAUCCAACUGCUACAGUCCUGACGUAUCUCUGAGCAAACCUUUUGGUUUAUCAAUCUGAAGCAUUAUUGCUAUAACUUUAUCAAGUAAUAAUGAUCCUGUGUAGAA